Molecule: messenger RNA, 5576 nt
Organism: Topomyia yanbarensis
Lineage: Eukaryota; Metazoa; Arthropoda; Insecta; Diptera; Culicidae
Gene: pwn
Exons: 7
Coding region: 1486-5061 (1191 amino acids)
Molecular function (GO): calcium ion binding
Source: RefSeq, a predicted model, not a curated record
GAAAUCGGAUCUGUCUGUAUGAUCUGCUAGCGGUGCUCGUGGAACGUUUUCUUUUUUUUAAGGUUCGCUCCCCGAUCGUGGCGAUUCACGGCAAUUGCUAGUGUAUACCGGUAUCGCGGUCUUGUUAGUGUGUACGUAAGCGAGUAAGUGUAAGUUGACUAGCUUUCGCAAGCCCCCUGUAGACGCUCCGUCCCAUUGCGGUUAGGGGGAGUCGAGUGAGCAUUUCUCCAUCGCCCGUCCGCACGGAACACCGUGAAUGGUGGAACAGUAAAUUCCUACUGCCGUACGUAAAGUAACACAUACGCACGCGAUCAUCACCGAUCGUACCAGGAGUGGCGAGAGGUGCGGCAUAGAGGAAAAGAAAAAAAAUAUUUUCACCUGAAAAAGAGAAAGAUGAGUGACGGAACACGAUCGUCAUAUGUGCGAGAUGACGAUGGCGACGUCGCUUACGUGUCAGCUUGAAAAUGUCCUGUGGAAGUGUGAAAGUGUGUUGUAGUGCCAAACCAGGAUCAAAGUGAAAGGAAGUAAAGUUUGGAAAAUUCCUAACCAAGAAUGCUUUCAGUGAAGCUGGGUGAUCGGUGUGAGAGUGUGAGGUCUCCAACUCGUAAGGAAGUUAAAUGCAAUAAAAAAUAGCACCCAAGGCGAUGAGAUUAUUAUGCUGAUGAGUUUUAUGCAAAUAGGGAGGUGUUUGUGGUGAUCUUGCUGUGGUGAGUGUGGCAACCGAAAGUGAAAGAAAGGAAGACAAAACAGAAAGGGAAGUUGCUCGCGAGAACGAUCGAGGGACGACGACGACAACAACGACGACGAAGAGACGACGGUGAUCGGUGAUCUUGAAGUAAAAGUGAAACUACCCAAAGCUAAGGAAUUCGAUCGGGUUCGAAGUACACACCGGGCACAGCAACGGACAUACACAUACAGGCGGUGAAAAUAAUAACAUAAAAAAUAUCAACGCAAACAACAUUCGAUCCCAGAGCUUUGACUUCUUCAAGGUAUAAGCACCAUUAAGAACAGAUCACUACCACCGAUCAGCCACACAUAAUCAGUCCACUGUUUUCGCAAUUCGUUCCAAUGAAGUCCUCGGAAGAUGAUUAUCCGGCAUCGGCAAGACAACAAACAAAUCAACACAGCGAGACGGCACAUUAUUGCCCCUACAGGCAGCAGUAGUUCCGGUGCCAGUACCAGACGACAGCAGCAAACCCUUUACAGUCGUCCACAUAUGUAUCAUCAACGUAUUCAUUCGGACGGAACCGAACACAUCGAAGCAAAAAGAUUGCCAUUAAACCAAAAAAACAUUGUAUAAUAAUAAAUAAAUAAAUCAGCGAAAACUCGCGGAAGGUAGCACCAAUUUAAGUAUGAAAUUGUUUCACAAUAGAAUCGUCUGUGAACAAUAAAUCGAAAACGAAAGGGAAAAAACUAAUUUAUCGAAAGUAAAAUUGGUUCCUUGGUCGCAACGGUACACAACGAACCCGACAAAACGGAGAAAACAUGUCAUCUAAACGAUUUAGUAUAGGAAUGCUCAUUCAUCAGGCGUUUGUCUGCGGCAUGGUCGGGCUGCUGGCGGCAUCGCAGCUCACCUACGUGAUUGGAAGUAACCCAAAAGACUAUAACGAACCCGUCGCAAGCAAAUCGAAACGAUCAGCCUCGCCGAUACUUAACGACGUCGGUGGAGGCGGUAGAAAUAAAGACUUUCUACUAUUUGAAAAUAAUGAAGUGGAUCAGGACGUAAAACCGUCGUCUAGCUUGGCCGCACAAACACAGCAGCGGAGCGGGAAGGAUCUACUGGAUGAUUCGUUUCAGCUUAAUAAAAACUUGGCGAUGAAUUUAACGGGAAAGUCCCCGAACGCGCCACCCUUCAUUGUGGCCAACAAUAUAAACGGACGACAGAAUUCCAAUCCGGAUAUACAGGACAUCAUAACGGGAAUUGUAAAGUUGCUCAAUGGAAACGUGAAUGUACAUACGAACACGCAGCCCACCAGAAGACACUCGGCUACCAGAAUCAAUAACCGGGGUCCGCCAAGAAUUUCCGAAGCACAACCCGUUCCCAAUGAGUUCGAAAUUGAUAUGAACGUACCACCGACCUCGUCUAGACCACCGUAUAACUUCGAAAGGCCUGAGCCCCCAGUUAGACCAUUCCUGACAGGAGUUCCACUUCCGGAGCAAAUUGUUCCAUCUAUGCAGCAGAACUAUCGCCCAGGCUUCGUAUCACAGAAUAGGCCUCCAUGGCAACGACCCAAACCACGACCACCGAUCUCAGCAAACCGACGACCAAUGCCACCCUACAAACCGUUCCCCACUCAAGUGGACUACGGUAGACCGGAAUUCGAGCACAGUCCGGUGACGGAGGCUCCAAGCGAGAGUAACUCAAUCAGUGAAACAACCGAAAAACUUUCGACGGGUGAAGAUGUAGAUCAAACUUUAAAAACCCCCAUUACGACAACAACCGAAAACGAAAUACACGAAACUACGACAGAAUUAACCGUGGAAGUAGAGGACAAAAAACCAGCGAAGAAAAUUGAUAGGCAUAGUACGAAAUCUUCAAUGACGGAGUUUCAGUAUACGAUAGAGACACCUACUAGUACGACUACUUCAAUUGAUCCAACUUCAACCUCGUCGAUCACUUUUCAAACCGAGGUGCCGAGCGUUUACGAAAUCAACUCAAUCGAGUACCUGCCGACGACAACAGAAUCUACAGAAAGUUACACAAUUCAACCGUCCACCAGCGAUGAAUUAUCUACUCCUCCAAAGGAGUCAAUUAUCCCCACGCAAACAGUCACAUCGGCAACGAUCUCAACCAUUUCAACUACCACUAGUACCAUCUAUUCAUCGACUACUACACCCAUUGCGGAACUUCAUACUCCAGAGCCGUCAACUAGUAGUUCUUCUAUACCGACACCAACGCUGCCAACAACAACUACUACUACAGCAACAGCGCCCUCAACCACAACCGACUACCGAUUCCAUCCACGCCCAGGUCUCGUUCUCGACGAUCCGGAUUUCAAACCAGGCGGUAGUCAUCCGAUGCGCAAUCAAAACCUGUACGUCUCAAAACCGGAGAUCCAUUCGUCGACCGGAGUGCAACUGCCAAACUACGGUGAGAUAUUCGAUGUAACGCUAUCCGCCAUCCAAGGUCCGGCUGGUUCCGGCUCGAAGCAAACGGUUAAAUUGAACCCUUACUACCACCGGCCACCGAGUGACCAACAGGAUGCAAGUAUCAUUCUGACGGCUAGUGGAAGCGAUGGUUUCGUCUCGAUCGAUGGCAAACGUUCAUACAUUGACCUGUUCGGGGAUUCGAAAACCGCUACUCCAACACCUACUAGUGAGCUGAUACGGCCGACCAAAACUCUCAGUCCGGGAAUAACUGGAACGGGUUACGCCGUAGCUGAAACGGAACAGCCGCAAGAGCGACCACCGGUAUCGCAACCUCCGGCAACGACACUCCCACAUCCACCAUCUACUCAACAAUCUCCACCGCAUCGACCUGUUCUUCAUCGGCCAAAGUACCCUCUGCCACCGGUACGAAUCGACACCUGUAUCGUCGGUGAUGAUUCGACCUGUGAUCAGGCCCAGAACGAACGUUGCAAAACUGAAAACGGUGUCUCCAGCUGUCAUUGUCGGCCCGGCUAUGCCCGACGAAAACACCGUGAACCCUGCCGGAGAAUCGUUUCGCUCAUGCUUUCAAUGAGAGUGGACAAGAUCUACGAGCGGCGGAUUCAGUGGGACAACGUGCUCGCUAGCCGGGAGAGUGAACGAUUCCAGCAGCUUAGCUAUGAGGCGGUUCGAGCGAUGGAUUCCGCUAUGUCUAUGACACCAUUUUCGGACGAGUUCAUGGAGGCACGGGUGAACGGAAUCUACACCACAAAUCCGGCCUCGCAGGGCCUGAAAGGAGUGUUUGUCAACUACACAAUCAGCCUGGAUGAGAAUGCGGAAACGCUACGACCACAGCUCAAAUCCGACAUCCAACGGCACCUACUGGGUGUAAUUCACCGACGAAACAACAACAUCGGAAAUUCGGCUUUAUACGUCGACAGUCCGACGGGUGCGGUGUCCAGCGUGCAGGAUGUGGACGAGUGUACCUCCGAUGAGCUGAACGAUUGCGACGAGGAGGCCAACUGUACCAACAUGUUCGGAACAUUCCGCUGCGAGUGCGGUUAUGGGUAUCGGGAUCCCUGGGCCGAUCAACCACAGCGAGCAGGACGCGAGUGUUUGUCCUGUCCGGAUUCAUAUUGCAACAACCGGGGUUCCUGCAUGUACGACAAUUCCAACAACAAACAGGUGUGCAAGUGCUUGGGCAGCUACUAUGGGACACAGUGCGAAAUCGAUGGCGAGGUGCUGGGCGUGGCUGUCGGAGCUUCCGUCGCCGCGGUUGUAAUUAUCGUACUGACUCUAAUCUGUUUGAUCAUGUGGAGCCGCAAAUGGCAACGUGAGCACAAAAACGCAAUGGGCAGCCCCGUCUUCGGAUAUAUGGGCGGUGGACAGGUCAAAACCCCGGUGAUGGGACAAGCGCCUUACCAGGUGACCCUGGAGGAUCGCAUGCGGUGGGCCCAGAUAGCGGAUGUGAUGGCACAGACAAAUCAUUAUGCGGCCGAACCAGUAGCACCACCCCGACCAGGGUCGGCAAUGUUCGGUUAUCCAACCCUGCAGACAAUCGGGAACAUGAAUACGUUGAGUAUGCACGGAACGCUGCCACCAAUGCACGCGGCCACCCUGCCGCCAGUUCCUCUGCCAAGGCAUAUGUUGUUGUCCUCCAACAGGGGCAUGGGGCUUAACCGGAAUGGUAUGCGAACCUUGGAGAACUCCAGUUCCAGCGAGGAGGAAGACCGAGCUGAUCUGCUCGGUAGGAAUUUCAACGUGCCACGUCCCAAGAGCCGAAGCAAUGCCAGCGUUACUUCAGGAAUCUAUUAUGAUGUGGAUUACGCCCCGGCAGGAACCGAGCAGCUAUACGGAAUUAGCAGCACCCUUGGGGGCAGUACACCGGUGCCGACUUCCAAGGCCCAGAGUAACAUACCAAUGAGUACCUACACAUCCAACAGUCGACCAAUGCAGUCAUCGUACUACAAAUAAGGGCUGUUUUGCAGAUGGAAGUCGUGAUUAGGAUGAAGAAAAAGUUGAAAACUCCAGUGAAUUCAACGCAAGUGUGUUCAGAUUUAGCAAAGGUAGAGUCUCGAUCAGGAAUCUCAUGACCGGUGGAGAGCGAUUGCUGAAGAGGUCUGAAGCCAGCGAACUUACUUUUCUUCCAGUUUUAGUUUUAUACGUUAGCAUUGUAUAAUCACUAAAAAUCUAUAAAUACAAGAGCUAUUAUUAGAUAAUCGACUCGUUUCGGGCGGAAUGUUUUGUAUAAAUAAAUAGGGAAAGUCAACAAAAAUUGGCGAGCAAGAAAAAUAAUAUUUAAGUGUGUAAACAGAAAAAAGGGAAAAGUGAUAGAUGUAAAGACGUUAACUGCGUCUGGUUUGAGCACUGCAAUGAUUCAUCCAAGCCGAAAUAAAUUUGUAUUAGUAGUAAACGUGCUUUUUCAAGCAUAUUAGAUGAAAACAGAAGAGAACAGAUAUUGCUGCAAGUAUUACUAAUAAAAUUAAAGA